Messenger RNA from Somion occarium, 1317 nucleotides. NCBI's taxonomy places the organism in Eukaryota, Fungi, Basidiomycota, Agaricomycetes, Polyporales, Cerrenaceae. The record is from the annotation of a GenBank genome assembly.
CUGUAUCUAACAGCCUGUUCAUAGCAACAGAUAGCACUCAAAACACGUCUCUUCGGUCCUCACCCGAAGAGAACAAGCAAAUGCAUAUGUAACUGUCUACAAAUGGAUAGUCGCUCGCCACAAAUGGCAGUCGAUGUGCUUCGGCAGGUCGGAACGUAAAUUCAUUCUCCUCCGAACUUCUGCUCACUCUCGUUAACUGGCAAAAACCCAGGGGCACUAGACGGGCCGUGACAUAAGGUGAAGAUGGGAAGGUGGUCGAAGCUUCAGAAGGCCGCGGCAUGCAGGGGAUUGGCUGUGACAGUGAUAAGUACUAUCUCACCCUCAAGUUCAAGUUCACGCACUUUCGAAUUGGACAUGCAUUGCAGACGUGUUUACGUGGGGAUUUGCUUGAUGCUUUCCCAACAUUAUAGGGCUGUUUCCACGUACAUUUCAGCGUCUCAUACUACAGCAUCGGUUGGUCGCUCACUCACCGGUACCGCCCUGGCUCAAUACUAGUAUCCAAAAGAAUCUCCUUAUCAUAGGAUACCUGCUUUGAACGCCUGCGGCAUGCACGGUUAUUUGCCGUGGUAGGAUGUUUACGUGGCCAAGUUAUUGCUGUAGUUGCAACCGCAAUAUCGACGGGAAGUGCAUUUCGAGAAGGCUCGGUUACGCGCUACGAGCAGAUGUGAAAUGAGGCAAUUCCAUGAUCAUCAGGGUUUCGCCUCAUCUCCCCGCGCGCUAGAAGUCUACCAUCCUGCAUAUAUAUUGGCAGUAAACCACCUCGCUCUUCCAGGUCCCGCUUUCUCCUUCUUCCUCUCCUCACUUCCUCUCCUCUUCCUCACUUCAACAAUACCACGAAUUGCACAUAUCAUAGCAGCAUCGGCUGCAGUCAUUGGAGGCACCUUUUUCACCCCACUGCUUGCUCCGGCUGUCGUGUCCGUGGUAGGCUUCAGUCCUGCUGGGCCUGUAGCAGGUUCUCUUGCUGCGGCAGCUCAAGCUGGGAUGGGAAAUGUGGUUGCAGGCUCAAGUUUUGCCAUUGUACAAAGCAUUGGCAUGGGCGGUGCCGUGCCGAUCAUCGGUCAGGUUGUAGGCGGAGCCAUAGUCGGUUCUGCAGCAUACAUUGCUGCUGUAGUGCGUGGAUAGAACGGGAGCAUCAUCUAUCUUGUUGGUUGUCUUGUAUGGUAGCGCCAGACAGAUCAAGCAACGUUCAGCAUGGCAUCAACCACUUAUGUAUCUAUCCCAAUUGCAAACAUACAGUCCAUCGAAAAUAUGAUCUUGUACACAAUACUUCCUAUUCGAUUUUCUAACAAGAGUCGGCACCAACAAGCCUAAUCCGCC